Messenger RNA from Helobdella robusta, 659 nucleotides. RefSeq lists its product as hypothetical. The transcript has 2 exons. The annotation marks the transcript as partial. The record is from RefSeq and is a predicted model, not a curated record. NCBI's taxonomy places the organism in Eukaryota, Metazoa, Annelida, Clitellata, Rhynchobdellida, Glossiphoniidae.
AUAAAUUGGCGGGAAUCGGUGGAAACAUUGGCGGAAAUCGGUGGAUAAAUUGGCGGAAAUCGGAGGAAAAAUUGUCGGGAAUCGGUGGAAAAAUUGGCGGGAAUCGGUGGAAACAUUGGCAGAAAUCGGAGGAAAAAUUGUCGGGAAUCGGUGGAAACAUUGGCAGAAAUCGGUGGAAAAAUUGGCGGAAAUCGGAGGAAAAAUUGUCGGGAAUCGGUGGAAAAAUUGGCGGGAAUCGGUGGAAACAUUGGCAGAAAUCGGUGGAAAAAUUAGCGGAAAUCGGAGGAAAAAUUGUCGGGAAUCGGUGGAAACAUUGGCAGAAAUCGGUGGAAAAAUUGGCGGAAAUCGGAGAAAAAAUUGUCGGGAAUCGGUGGAAAAAUUGGCGGGAAUCGGUGGAAACAUUGGCAGAAAUCGGUGGAAAAAUUGUCGGGAAUCGGUGGAAAAAUUGGCGGGAAUCGGUGGAAAAAUUGGCGGGAAUCGGUGGAAACAUUGGCGGGAAUCGGUGGAAACAUUGGCAGAAAUCGGUGGAAACAUUGGCAGAAAUCGGUGGAAAAAUUGGCGGAAAUCGGAGGAAAAAUUGUCGGGAAUUGGUAGAAAAAUUGGCGGGAAUCGGUGGAAAAAUUGGCGGGAAUCGGCCUUAUCUGCAAGAUGAAUUUUGA